Schistosoma turkestanicum is the source of this 3075-nucleotide messenger RNA. NCBI's taxonomy places the organism in Eukaryota, Metazoa, Platyhelminthes, Trematoda, Strigeidida, Schistosomatidae. The record is from the annotation of a GenBank genome assembly.
UCGGAACUUUCUGGCGGGUUUUGAGAAAGACAUUUCUAAGUGAUUUUUAGCGGACGACUAGAAUGCAUUUUGUGGACGUCUUAAAGUGUUGGGAAAAUUGCAAGUCACUAGAGAAUUAUGAUAGUCUGCCGACGGUGAUCAACACUUACAUACAAUCUUCAAACUCUCGCAUAAAUUUGACCACUGCUGACGAUGUAAAAGCUUUAAACUCCCUUAUAGCAGCUGGUUUUUGUGAUGAAUAUGGUGCAGCUGCACAGAAUGCCAUUAUUGAUCUCAUCAUCUUUUUUGGUCACAAUAUACAAACUCGAUAUCAACUUCUAACAUAUUUCUCUAUAUUAAAACCAUUGAUAUAUGGAAUCAUAUUAGAUUCUACUGUUUGUGAUAAAACUAAGUUGCUAGAAGCGCUACAGAUAUAUACUGAAAAUUUACAUAAUUUGGAUAUACCAAUAGAACCGAUUCUAUUUUCUCGUGCACUUCAUUACAUCAUUCGUAUCAUUCAUUCAAAUGAUGAUUUUCUAGAACCAGCUCUUGGUAUCUUGGCUAAUUUAUCUCAUUUUUCAAAUCUUGUAAAACAAACAUUAACAAAAAAGGAAGACUUUGAAGCAUUGCGAAGUUGUCUACUUCGUAUCAUAAGUUCAGACCAAGUAAGCCGUUCUGCUUUGAUUUUCUCUGUUGCUGUGAGAUUUCAUUUAUGGAAUUCCGCUGAUAAAUUCUUCGAAGGUUUGAAUGCUCACAGAACACUUCAAGUUUUAUUUAACGUCUUGUUAAAUGGCGAUGUUAGUGUUUGUGGUCUAUGCGCUGGUGAACUACUGGGUGAUCUUUCAAGCGCAGAACCUGAAUUCUUUACAUCUAUACUCAUCAGCUUCCCUGCUCAUAAGACUUUUAUUCAAGAAAUGGUUACUCAAUUAAGAGCCAAAGACACAUCACUUGUACUAAAGUUAAUCAAUCUUCUACGUAUACUUUUGGAAAAUUGUGUUAAUUCUGGACUUGAUGUUUAUAUACGUCAAUUAUUCUUUAAUUCCAAUUCGAACUCUAAUAAUCAUAAUCAUAAUGAAAAACAACUAUUAGAUAAUGAUUUAUAUCAACCAAAUGAUUCACUUACAAAUUUAUUCACAUUAAUUAGUGGUUCCGAUGAUUUAAUUGGAUCAGCUGCAUUGGAUUUAUUAGAUGAAUUAGUGAAAAUGCCCAACACAAAAAAUUCAACCGAUGUCAGUAUACCACGUGACUUUUUAUUUGUCAGAACUGUUGAAGCAUUACGAAAAAUUGGUGAUUUAUCAGAUUCUUUAAAAACUGCUAAUGAUUGUUGUUAUUGGAAUCGAAUUUUUAUAUCAGGUCAUAUUUUUAGAGCUCAACUAUUAAUUCGACACUUGAAACAUUUAAUUCAUCUUUUCCGAAUUGAUAUAUCUGCUACAACGCCUGCAUUAAAUUUAACUGAAUCAGAUAUUCUUUCACAAAUUCCUAUUUUAAGUAAUUUUCUAUGUCAAUUAGUACAUAAUCAUUUGGAUAAUAAUCGAUUGCUUGAAAUUCUUUUAAAUAAUGAUGAUCAUAAUAGUAAUCAUGAAAAUCUACGUGUUGUUGAUCAUCAUCCAAUGAUGACUAAUAAAUCCGAUAUUGAUCUAUGCCUCUUAUCUUGUGCACUUUCAACUGAAUCAAUAGGUCUUCUUUUUCAUUGUACUGAAUUAUUGUCAUCCUGUGCACCUGUCACUACUACUCAAGAUGAUGACGAUGAGGAGGAUAAUGAAGUAUCGCUUACACAAGACACACCAAUUAAACAUCAUUUAAACAAUGAUUUAAAGUUUACACAAAAUAUUGCUCGACAAUGUGGUUAUUCAUUGCAAUCACUUAUUGAACGUCCAGAAAUGCCUGGUCUAUUAGCAUUAUGCUUAACCGCAUCUAGUCCUUUCUAUCAGAAUCAUGAUAUUCUAGGUGUGGGAUUGCAGACACGUGAAGAUGUUUUCCAAUUGUUGAAUGUAGUUUAUCAUGUUGAAAAAUUUGAUCAUAAUCGAUUUGUAUUUUUAUUCAAUCAACUCAUCAAUCCGUUUGGACAUUGUGAUGGAAAUAAAUUGCUGAAAUUUCUAUCCGAUGAACAAUAUCAUAAUCAUUCUUAUUCUCAUCAUCAUCAUCAUGAACAACAACCAAAUAAAAUUAAACCUCUAUUUUUAAAUAAAUGGUUUCGUUCAUUAGCUAAUGAAGAUAUAAAUAAAUUGAAAUCAACUAAUCAUCGAUCAACUGAUCUAAAAUCAUCUCAUCCAGAUUCAUCAGAAAUGAAAUUAUUAGAACAGAAUAUUGACAAAUUUUUGGCUAAACAAAAAUUGAAUGAUAAUGAUGAUAAUUAUACUACGGACGAUAUAAAACUAACAUUAUCCAUGUAUGAAUACAAAAUCCGUCUGUUACAAUCCCGUGAAAAAAUCCUAGAAAAAAAUGCUGAAAUCAAUGCUGAAGCCUCAUUGAGUGCACAUAAACUAUGCGAUUAUUAUCGACAACGUCUGCAAUUAGUUGAAUACGAGUCAACUAAAUUACGUAUGCUACAAAUGGAUUCGAUCAGUAAUAUACAUCAUUAUAAACAACAAAUAUCCAAUGCAACAGAACAAAUUGAGAAAUUCAAUAAUAAAAUUACUGAACUCAAUGAACAAUUAGAAGUUAAACAAAAAUCUUAUGAAGAAUCCGAAUCAAAAGUGGAAACUCUUCAAAAUAAAUUAAAAGCUGCACGUGAACAGAUUAGAUCUAUGGAUUUGACAAUUGAUGAUUAUCGAAACCAAUUAAAUCAGGCUCAAAAUCAAAUUCAAGUUCAAACUGCACAAAUAAAUAAAUUCACUCAAAUUACAAGGCUUAUUAACGAUCUUACUGUGAAUCCAUCAGCUGAAUUGGGGAAUUCUUUGGCUACUACUAAUGCCCUCGAUCGACCUGUACAACCAGAUCCGAUUACUUCUCAAUCUGUUUGUGACACUGGUCGUGUUACUUCUGUUUCAACUCGAAAAAUGGCUAGCCGCAAUACACGGCAUUAAGUAACUCGAUAUAUAUAUAUAUGUAAUUAUUUUCUCUUUGUAAAUAAAUAUAAAUCUAUUUUCUAAGAAA